Molecule: messenger RNA, 2184 nt
Organism: Fusarium coffeatum
Lineage: Eukaryota; Fungi; Ascomycota; Sordariomycetes; Hypocreales; Nectriaceae
Exons: 4
Coding region: 1-2184 (727 amino acids)
Biological process (GO): positive regulation of transcription by RNA polymerase II
Cellular component (GO): nucleus
Molecular function (GO): transcription cis-regulatory region binding; DNA-binding transcription factor activity, RNA polymerase II-specific; zinc ion binding
Source: RefSeq, a predicted model, not a curated record
AUGGUCCGCGCCUUUAAUCUCCGCCUCGCCCUUCAGGCAACCGCUAUCAAAGUCUCGGCAAAUCUGGUCACUCAGCUCAUCAUACACCUGAGAGCGCCCGGCGGCCACUCUCCCUUCGAUGAGCAGCAGGUCAUAGAAUUCGCCAUUUAUGGAUUUGUCGGGUCGCAGGUCGGCAAUGUCAUCCAAUUUAUCCUCGAGGACUGCUUCCCGACUGGUCGCGCCAUGAGGGCCAAUGAGACCUUGCCUCAGGUUCAGGGCGACGCCAAGCAGUUGGAAGAAAAGAAGGAUGACGACAAGAGAGGAACGAAAAAGUCAUAUUUCAGCAUCAGUCCUGACCUUAUUUGGCGCAACGUUUUGGCGAAACUCAUUCUCGAUCAAACUAUCGGUCUGGCUAUCAGCGGCAGCGUCUUUCUCAUCUGCACCAACAUCGCCCGUGUGGAAAGUCCCUUGAUGGUUCUCGACGUUAUUGGCAAUAGGCUAUGGCCUCUCAUCAAAGCUGGCUGGCAUAUUUGGCCCCAAGAUAAGGAUCAGUCGCUUGAUCCUUCCCAGGAUGGUUUAGCGCAAUCUCUAGCCUUAUCUCCGCGUCGAUCAUGGGUCGGAUGUUCGAGAUGCAAGAGCUUCAAGAAGAAGUGCAGUGAGGAGAGACCCGCUUGUCAGCGAUGUACCCUUGCUGGCGCUAAGUGCGAGUAUGCCGUCAAGUUACGUUGGGGAGGGAGGCCAUUCGAUCGCUCACCUUUUGGAGAGUGUUUGACACAGAAUGAGGGUAAUGUUCAAAGAUUAGAUCUAAACAAGAAAAACUUCAUUUAUGUUUCGCCUUCUACUCCCAAGUCUGGUCCAUCAAAGGUUACAUCACCGCCAAAACAGGCGGAUGAUGAGCCACAAUGGAUACCGACACCCGAAGUUCCCGAUUCAUCCGGAUCUUUGCAGAUGAUCCUUAGCCAAGGACAGAUGCCAAUUCCUCUGAUUCCCUCUGUCGAGCUCUUCGGUCACCUCUCUCCGUUGCACAGAUCAGGUCUUCAGUACUUCACUGAAAGAACAGUCAGGGCCCUUGCGCCCCACCCUCAGAUAUUUAACGAACUAUGCGACUUAAUUCUGCCCAUGGCGAUAUUCCAUGAACCUCUACUCCAAGGCAUCGUCGCACUCGCAGCAACGCAUCGACUUGCCAGCUGCAAGACGAGUGAAGAACAGAACGCCCAAGCGCUCAUCGUCGCUGGCUUCCAAGCUCUCAGUUCAAGAUCGCUCUGCCAACAACUGUCAGAUUGCGCUGAGAGCCAAGAACUUGUUCCACUUCUCGCUACUGCCCGAGCGUUGUUCGUCUGCGAAGUGUUUGCCAGCGAGCCCAGCGCGGACCGAUGGAGCGUACAUUUUAGAGGAGCCAGGGGAUUAAUUUCACGAAUUCAUGACAAAGGCCUCUCGCAAAACCCGACUGACGAGUUGCGCUUCUUACUGCGAUGGUUUGACAUGACGGAGUCACUCGUGUGCUUAUCGAUCAGCGAUCUUGCUCCAACACAGUCCGCCAUUCCCUCGCCGACGACUCUUCCAUCUUUCGAUCCAAAUGACGAGCCUGUGUAUAUCGACAUGUAUCUCGCGCGUACAAAGGACCUACUUUGUGUCUUCAAAGAGAUCGCACGACUAUCCCACAUCAGAAAUGGAGGGGAAUCGUCGCUAGAUGGCGAGCAAGUUGAUGCUGAGGUUUGGUGGCUACUGAGCCAUCUCCAAAGCAUCAUCGACCGAGACCAGGCCAACCCUCCUCCCGUUAUGUCAAUACGCGAUCGAGAUCUUUCUGUCGCUGAAGUCCACGAGUACCGAAUGUCGAAUCAAAUAUGGCAGAUGACGGGGCUACUCCUGAUUCACCGGCGCCUACGCCACGAGCCCCGAUCGUCAACCCUUGUUCAAGAUCUCGUACAACGCAUUCUAGAUUGUGCAGAACGAAUGACGCUGCGCGACGGCCUAACACCUGUGACUCUUCUUACGCCACCUUUGUUCUUUGCCGGCUGCGACGCUGUCGGAGAUGACCGACCGAGGAUAAAAACAUCGCUACAGGGUGUUUCGACUGCUCUCGGACUUCUGAACGCGCAAAGAGCAUUGGAAAUACUGGAACAAUACUGGGCUGCGGAUCCGGGGAUUGAUGAUGCUGUAGCCGAUAGGUCAUGGCCGAAGAACAGCCAAUUUCUCCCGUACUGA